AAUUGGCUGGAUAGACGAAGAUUUGUGCAUUGUUUUUCUUGGUAAACUUUUUAGUGGGAUUGUUGAUAGGUAGGGCGACAAGGUUUAGAUGAUGCUGCUCAAUACAUCAAAACGCAGCUUGAUAUGAUGAAGGAGCGAGCUGGAUCUGAUUUUAGGAUUGAGAUUGAGGACACCACUGUCAAUGGUACCUUCAACAUGAUGUUUUUAGGUUAUAGCAUAUCUCUGGGAUAUAAAAACCAUAGAAACAUUAUCAUGAGGAUAUCAUCUGUAGGUUCACAAGACAAUGACCCAUCAGUUUUAGUGAAUGGCCAUUUUGAUAGUCCACUUGGUUCUCCAGGUGCUGGUGAUUGUGGUUCAUGUGUUGCAUCAAUGCUGGAAAUAGCAAGGCUUACUGUUGAUUCUGGGUGGGUUCCUUCUCGUCCAAUUAUAUUUUUAUUUAAUGGUGCAGAAGAACUUUUUAUGUUGGGUUCACAUGGCUUCAUGACAUCACAUAAAUGGCGUGACACAAUUGGAGCUUUUAUAAAUGUUGAGGCAUCUGGGACAAGAGGCCUAGAUUUAGUCUGCCAAUCUGGACCGGGGUCUUGGCCUUCGCUUGUUUACGCUCAAUCAGCUUUAUAUCCUAUGGCAAACAGUGCAGCUCAGGAUGUUUUUCCUGUUAUUCCUGGAGAUACAGACUACAGAAUUUUUGCUAAUGAUUACGGCAAGAUUCCUGGACUGGAUGUGAUAUUUCUCCUUGGUGGUUAUUUUUAUCAUACCUCCUUCGACACAGUGGAAAGACUAUUACCUGGCAGCAUCCAAGUCCGCGGGGAUAAUUUGUUCAGUGUAAUUAAAGCCUUCACCAACUCUUCUAAGCUACAAAAUGCCCUUGAACGAGAAUCUCUUGGAGUUGCAGCCAAUGAAUCCGAUAAUGAACGAGCUGUUUUCUUCGAUUACUUAGCAUGGUUCUUGAUAUUCUACACCAGAAAGCAAGCUGUGGUACUUCACAGCAUUCCUGUUGCCAUCUACCUAUUUAUGCCCUUCUUAUUGCGCUUAGCAAAUGAUGGGUUAUCUUGUUCGAUCGCAACAUUUUAUGACUUCAUUAAAGGAAUGUUGGUCCAUGCUACUGGGAUCAUUCUUGCAGCUCUUUUUCCAGUGAUCUGUGCUAUCUUGAGAUUGCUUGUCACUGGUCAUUCAAUGAACUGGUUUGCUCAUCCGUUCUUAGCUUUCAUGAUGUUCGUACCAUGCUCACUUGUUGGUCUACUGAUUCCAAGAAUUGUUUGGAGAUGUUUUCCUCUCUCUCAAGAUGUGUCUGUUCUUAAAGCAUCAAGAGAGGAACUAGCUGAUGAGGCAAGGUUUUGGGGAGCAUUUGGGUUUUAUGCUGUUUUGACUGCGGCUUAUCUUGUAGCUGGCUUGAGUGGAGGUUUCUUGACUUUUUCCUCGUCAGUUUUUAUGCUUCCUGCAUGGAUCUGCUUUUGCCUAUCACUAAAGUCUUUUGGUCGUCAAUCACUCAGGUCAAUAGCAUGUUAUGUUGUACCUCUAAUACCUUGCCUUGCCUAUUCCGUCUACUUUGGUGGGUUUAUUGCCCAAUUCUUAAUUGAGAAGAUGGGAAUGAUGGGUUCUCUGCCACCUCCUCAUGGUUAUUUUGUUCCUGACAUUGUAGUAGCAGCACUUACUGGAGUUGUAACUGGUUGGUGUGUGGGACCUCUUAUACCUGUUCUUGGCCAUUGGUUAGCCAGAUCAGCUAUCCUGCAAUUCUUGCUGCAACUUACAGUGAUUGCCAUGGCACUCUCAUCACGAUUCUUUCCAUAUAGCAUUGACGCACCUAAAAGAGUUGUUUUCCAGCAUACAGUUUUAACUACAGAUGCAAGUCACAUUGUGGACACCAAUUAUGAGUUUUCUGUUGUUGACUCCAAUUCUCUACUUUUUGUCUUCAAACAUGCGCCUGAAGUGGCAAAAGAAUUGCAAAUUGGUUCGGUGCUAUCUUUCGAAACAGCCAAUUUUUCUCACCAAGAAAAUUGGAUGGCAAUCUAUCCAGUAUCUUUCUUGUUCUCAAGAAGCUUGAAAUUUUCUGCAAAAAGCGAUGAGGUCUUGAAGGAAUAUAGAUAUUUCCCCCAUCUAUCAAGCUAUAAGCCACAAACGAUUUCUGGUAGUGGAUCUCGGAAGGUCUACUUGGAAUUAUCAUUAGGUUCUUUAAAGGAGGUUUGGGUUGCUGUCCUUAACAUUACUGGUCCUCUAUCUAAUUGGUCACUUGCAAACAAUGUUCUUCCAGCUCCUGAAAGAUUGAAUGGUGGUCCACCUUCAUAUAUGUGUAGACUUAGUGGAGCAAGCAAUGAUAACUGGACCUUCUGGUUGGAGGCAAACAGUACUGAAGCUUUAAGGAUUGAAGUUGCCGUAUUAGACCAACACUUGCUGGAAUCAACCAAGAAGUUGAGAGGCCUUUUCCCGGACUGGGUGGAUGUCACUGCUUAUUCAAGUUUCAUGUCUAGUUACGUCUUCUAGUCCCCUUCGAUUAUUCUCUGUUUGUAAAGACAAAAAAUUUUGAGCUGCCCUUUUUUUGCUCUGAAAGUAGUUUUGUAUCCAAUGAUUUAUAGUGUAAUCAAAGCAAAUGUAGGGAUUUUUUGUUUUUUUUUUUUUUUUAAAAUGUCAUUUCUUGAUACAUUUUUGGGCUGCAACCGAACAACGGGAUGGAGCUACAGAAGAAUGAUAGAUUAUUUUUGAGUCUUA
Camellia sinensis is the source of this 2703-nucleotide messenger RNA. NCBI's taxonomy places the organism in Eukaryota, Viridiplantae, Streptophyta, Magnoliopsida, Ericales, Theaceae. The record is from RefSeq and is a predicted model, not a curated record.